Molecule: messenger RNA, 1131 nt
Organism: Aspergillus welwitschiae
Lineage: Eukaryota; Fungi; Ascomycota; Eurotiomycetes; Eurotiales; Aspergillaceae
Product: putative heme/steroid binding domain protein
Exons: 2
Coding region: 170-937 (255 amino acids)
Cellular component (GO): endomembrane system; membrane
Source: RefSeq, a predicted model, not a curated record
CUACCUUUUACCUAACCAUCCAUUCCACCUAUCCCUCUUCUUCCAUUACUACUACUAUAUUUACCUUCUUCAUUCUACUUGUCUCCCAAGCCAAUGGCCUACAGCUAAUUAACAACCCAUAUUCUCUACAACAAACUAUCUCACCCACCAUAAGAUACAACAAACAACCAUGUCCUCCGAACUCCGCCAACGCCAAAAACCAACAACAGCCUCCAAUACAUCAAAACCCUCCAAAGCCACCAAAUCAUCUCCAUCGCCCAAAAAUGGCAUCUCCGUCCUCGAUAUCAUCCGUGUGCUGGUCACACUUAUAAUCGCCUCCUGCGGUCUAUCCUACUACAUGACCUCGUCGGAAUCCCUCCUCUGGAACUACCGACCCUGGUUCACCCGCUGGCCAGUCCUGGUCCGCUACAUCCAAGGUCCCCUCAUUCUUACCCCCACCGAACUCUCCCUCUACAACGGCACCGACCCAACCCUCCCCAUCUACCUCUCCAUCAACGGCACCAUCUACGACGUGUCCGCGAACCCGCUCGUCUACGGCGCCGGCGGCCACUACAACUUCUUCACGGGGAGAGAUGCCACGCGCGCCUUCGUGACCGGGUGCUUCAAGGAGGAUCUCACGCCUGAUAUGCGCGGCGUCGAGGAGAUGUUUAUCCCAAUUGAUGAUCCCGAGGAGGAGAAGCGGUUGACUAGCGGGGAGAGGAAGGUGAGGAGGGAGCAGGAUCUUAGGAUCGCCAGGCAGAGGAUUCAUAAGGCCGUGGCCCAUUGGAUGGGGUUCUUUGCCAACCAUAAGAAGUAUUAUGAGGUGGGGAAGGUCGUGGGCUUGGAGGAGGUUGUGAAGAGGGAAGAGGAAGAGGGGGUCAAGAGGGAGCUUUGUACGGCUGCUAGGCAGCAGAGGCCUACCAGGGAGCAGGUUGAGAAGGCGAAGGGGGGGAAGUAGAUCCUUUGUACCACCGUAGGUUGGCUAGUUAUUGAUAGGGGUAUCUAGAUGUAUAUGCUAGUAGUGGGGGAGGGAGGGGGUUAUCGCUGUAUGUAUUUUGUUAUCUAGAAGAUUAUCAUGUGAAAGUUAAAGACAAGAAUGAUAUGGACUUAAUAUCCAGCCUUUUGGUAUCGCUACUGGUGCGUACACGCAUU